Molecule: messenger RNA, 1913 nt
Organism: Moneuplotes crassus
Lineage: Eukaryota; Ciliophora; Spirotrichea; Euplotida; Euplotidae
Source: the annotation of a GenBank genome assembly
UUUCUUCAUUUGUGACGAUUUCAUGACUUAAUUCAAAAAGAGAGUAAUGAGAUUACAUUCUUAAAUAAGAUAAAAUAAUGAGAAAUUCUUACGACCAAGAAGCUCUCCCAAUGGAGAGCCAAGAGGCUGAAGCCUCUCUCAUGAAGAUAUCCUGGAGUAACCUCCAGUAUACGGUUAGAGCAGGGCCUAAACGUUGGGGAAGGCGCUCAGAGAUGAAUGACAAAGUGCUGCUUAAGCCUCAAAGUGGGUAUAUUAAACCAGGUCAAACCUGAUUUAUCAUGGGAUCCUCUGGAGCUGGAAAGACAACUCUUCUCAACACACUUUGUGGACGUAUUACUUCUAGCAGUACGGCUAAGGUAGAGGGGCAGGUGAUGAUAAACGAUACAUAUCCUAUCACUCAGAAGGAUUUCGGGAAGUAUGGAGCGUACGUCAUGCAGGAUGAUGUACUAUUCCCUACAUUUACUUGCGAAGAAGUUAUUACCUUCUCUGCAAAGCUGAAGCUCAAUCUUAGUGAGAAAGAAAUCAAGAACAGAGUGAGCACAAUUAUUGAUGACCUUAGACUCAACAAUUGCAAAAAUACUUUUGUUGGCAACCAACUUAUCAAAGGAAUAAGCGGAGGUCAAAGAAAGAGAACAGCCAUUGCUAUUGAGAUGGUCACUGAUCCUCAGGUUCUUUUCCUCGACGAACCUACUUCAGGCCUUGAUAGCUUCACUGCUAAUAGGAUUGUAAAGCUACUUGUGAAGCAAGCCAGGUUGGGCAAAACAAUAGUAGCGACUAUCCAUCAGCCAAGCUCUCAAACAUUCAAUCUGUUUGACAAACUUAUUUUACUUAUGGAUGGGAACCAGAUAUACCAAGGCCCGGCUGACAAAUCGGUUGGCUAUUUUGAGUCGAUAGGUUACUCAGUUCCGAGUUACUCAAACCCAGCUGAUUAUUUUCUAAUGAAAUUUUAUCUCCCAUAUAAGAAAUCAGAGAGGGAUAUUCAAAUGUUAGAAACUCUAAAAGAAGCAUUUGAGGAGAAACUAUCAAGCCAGAUUGCCUUACAGAAUGAGGCUGAAUACAUUUAUGAGGAGAUUACAGCUAAAUCUCUCUCAAAGGCAUACAGCCAAAUAUCCUUCUGGAGUGAGCUGAAAGAACUUGUGAAAAGAACAGGGAUUAAUAUUUACAGAAACCCAACAUUAGCGAAAAUGAGGUUCUUUUCUUCAUGUAUGAUUACCAUCACCAUCUGUUUCUUUUUCUGGGACCUUGGUUAUGACCCCAAAGGGAUCCACAACAAGCGAGGAUUCAUGUUCUACAUCAGCUGGAACCAGACAUUCCAAUCUGUAUUGUCAGUAGUCAUGAACUUUAUUGAUGAAAGACCUGUUUUUCUUAGAGAAUAUGCAGCCAAAACUUACAGGAUAUGGAGUUACUUCUUGUCAAAGUCCUUAGUAGAAGCUCCAUUUCAGCUUCUGUUUCCAAUAUUAACCUCUCUAAGCGUGUAUUUCUUAGUAGGACUCACUCCAGAUGUGGAAAAGUUAAUGAUUUUUACCCUAAUCUUACUCUCUGUGGUAUUCUGAGCCACUUCAUUGGGCUUCGCUAUCGGAUGCUGAGUGGAAGAACCCUAUAAGGGCACCUCAUUGACUAUAUUUAUCCUUGGCCCAAUCAUGUUCUUUGGAGGGCAUCUAGUGAAUCUGAACACUGUGCCGACUUAUAUCCGAUGGAUGAACUAUCUCUCACCAGUACGCUACGCUACAGAAGCACUACUUCGAAAUGAAUUGGAGGGAAAUAGAAGAUACAGUCUUUCCCAAGAUUUCUUCUCAAACCUUGGCUUUGACCUUGGAAUGGCCGAGUGUAUUCUUAUCCUAGUAGUUCUUGGCUUGGCCUUCCGAGUUCUAGGAGCUUUACUGCUCAGACUAGCAGUAACUUCAGUUCAAUAG